This is a messenger RNA of Gallus gallus (chicken), 2648 nucleotides long. Its product is annotated as PHD finger protein 7-like. The record is from RefSeq and is a predicted model, not a curated record. NCBI's taxonomy places the organism in Eukaryota, Metazoa, Chordata, Aves, Galliformes, Phasianidae. Gene Ontology annotation, cellular component: nucleus. The coding region runs from base 152 to 1792 and encodes 546 amino acids. The transcript is spliced from 9 exons.
GCUCCCCCUUGUCCCCUCACCAUCAGACCAUGGAAAGUCAGUCAGCACACGCACUAGAAAUGCUGGCUGUGCUGUCGACCCGCAGACCUUUACUAGACUCUCUGCUGUGACGCCCCGGCACAAGCGCGGUGCGAAAGGCCUGAGGGAGGCCAUGCUUGCUCCCUGCUGGUGCAAGCACCCUGCUGAUGCAAGCACCCUGCUGAUGCAAGCAGCGGGCCCAACGCUCUGUGCUGCCCACAGGAGCUGCUGCCCUCUUGUGUGGGUGCCACGCCCUCAGCCCUGUGAGGUGGUGGCCGUGAUGUCACAGUGGUGUCAGGGAGCGGCCAUUGUGACACGCGGGGCUGGGAGCAGAGCAAAGGCUGCUGGGCUGGGGCCGUGCUCAGUGCGGCCUGGUGAGGCGUGGAGAGAGCAGCGACUCUCUUGUUUCUCGCCAUCGAUGCCGAACAUGUCUGGAAGGAAGAAGGAGGCCCCCAAGUCUGGGAAGCCAGUGUGCAUGCUGUGCCGCAGGGCACGGGUCGACCCGGACAUCUGCGGGCAGACAUCUGCCGAUGGUGGGCUCUGUGCCCACCGCUUCUGCUUGUUCUUUGCCAACGGCCUUUUGAAAUGGAAACGCCCUACGGGGGGAAUUUUUGGCUUCCCCCCGGAUGCCAUCCAGCACACAAUCCAGCUGGCAGACCAGAAGCGCUGCUUUGUCUGUCGUGGGAAGGGAGCUGCCAUCAGCUGCGCAGAGACAGGCUGUGAGCGCAGCUUCCAUCUGCCCUGCGCCGAGAAGGGGGAAUGCGUCACGCAGUACUUUGGGCAGCACAGGUCCUUCUGCUGUGAGCAUCGCCCUCGGCAGGCAGCGGAGGCAGCUCCAUCUCACAACACUCUCUGCGUCAUCUGCCUGGAGCCCGUGGGGGACAGCACGUCCUACCACACCAUGGUGUGCCCGACGUGCAAACAGGCCUGGUUCCACCGGGGCUGCAUCAGGAAACAGGCCAUGCAUGCUGCCACCAUGCUCUUCGUCUGCCCUGUCUGCAGAGGAAAAGCGCGAUUCCGUGCCAAAAUGGCUAAGCUGGGGAUCCAAAUUCCAGUCAGACGACCAUCUUGGUGGGAUGAUGAAGCGUACCAGGCGCUGCGAGAAAGGCACAGGCGCUGUGACGUCAGCAUCUGCUAUUACCGAAGAGGCAGGGAGGAGGCAGAGGAACAGGGGCUCUGGCAGCUGCUCCUCUGCCGCUCCUGUGCCGCAAAUGGCACGCACUGGUACUGCUCCUACUGGUACAGCAGAGGAGGCACCUGGGAGUGCGAUACCUGUGCUGGUGAGGCCAUUGCGUCCCGCCGCAACUACGACCUCGGCAUCCCCAGCACUUCCAGCCAGAUGGCACCGGGGCCAUCCCCGGCAGCUGCACCCAGAAAGCAUCCCAGGCAGCGGGGGACUGGCCGCACAAGAAGCCGUUCCCCAUUGCAAGGUCGGGCCUCAGGCUCCCAGAGUCGGCCCCGAAGAUGCCGUGGCACCAGCCGUACAACAGCCCGAGGUGCUCAGAGCAGCACUCGCACCUCGGCCAGACCAGCACCACCGAGGUCCUCGAGGGCUUCCCCUCUGCCUGCACGCAGGAGGCAAUCCAGGCAGCGAGGGCGGGCCCACACUCGAAGCCGAUCCCCAGUGGGGCGUCGCGCUUCGACUUCCCGCAGCCGGCCCCGAGGAGGCCGUGGGAGCCGGUCCAGGCAGCGGGGACCGGCCCGGGCACCAAGCCGCUCCCGGGCCCAACAUCGCAGAAGACGUCCCCGCAGCCGGUCCCAAAGGCGGCGCUGAAGCAGCCACCCUGUUCCAUCCCCACGUGACGGUUGUGCUUCCAAGCGGCAAAGAAAAUAAACCGUGAAGAGAGUCCACACAUAUUGGCUUCAUUCUUCAGUGGACCAGCCCGGGCACAAAGCCUCUCUCAGGUGCAGCAACAGAGAAGACGUCCCCAUAGCCACCAGCAUCAGAGAAGACGUCCCCACAGCCAGUCCCAAAGACGGUGCAGAAGCGGCCGUGUCCCAUCCCCACGUGAUGGCUGUGGUUCCAAGCAGCUAAGAAAAUAAACCUUCAACAUACUCCACAUGUGUUGGCUUCAUUCUUCUCUGCUUGUCCUGCGGUGGGCACUGUUAGGGGCUGAGACCGCAGCGUUGUCUUCUCCCCAGCACCUUCCCAGGUGGAGUUAUCUUUAGAUUUAUCUGUGCCUGUGACAGAGGGCUGCGAGCCCACAGGCCCACCAGUCCGAACAAAAGGGGCUACAGAGGGGUGCCAACAGUUUACAGCCCAGUUCAGCCAGCUGCUGUGAUAUAACGGGGGCAGGGACCCACAGACACCCACACCCCGGGAAAGGGGAAAGGAGAAAACUGGGGAAGGGCACGGAGACGGGAGACAGGCCUGAAACCAAAACAGUGGCAAUGAUGUGAGGAGGAAAGACGGUUUCCCAGAUCAUAGAAUCACAGAAUCAUAGAAUCACAAGGUUGGAAGGGACCUGCAAGAUCAGCUAGUCCAAUCGUCCUCCCAUUACCCUUGCUACCACAAGCCACUAAACCAUAUCUCGUAGCUCCUCAUCCAGGAUGAGGACAGGAGAACAGACUGAAACAGAAAAGGACACAGCUAAGAUGUUAGCAGAAAUACAGGAGUGCUGUAGAAACGC